AUGAGGGGUCUGCUUUUUCUCGCGUCGCUCGGCCUGGUGGCUGCCGAGGACGGCCUCGCGGCGUGGCUGCGAUACGCGCCCGUUCCUAACGCCAAAUGUUUCCAGAAGCGCCUUCCCUCCGUCAUCGUGACCUUGAACGCGACCGAGGGCCUGCCGGUAUACACCGCCAGCCAAGAACUCGCCGAUGGCCUCAGCGGCAUGUUCGGGAAGAACCUGACCAUUGGCGAGUGGGGAGACGACCUCGAUGUCCCCGCCGUCGUGGUGGGCACCGUCGAAGCCUACCAGGAGAGCGGCGGCGACGUCGAGGCCCUGCCAGAAUUGAUUGAAGACGGCUACUUCCUCAACGUCACCGGCGGCGAGGUCUUGAUCCUCGGGCAGAACGAGCGCGGAGCGUUGUACGGCACCUUCCAGUACCUCGCCAGGCUCGCCCAGGGUAAAACCUCGGACGUGACGGUUGCCUCGAACCCGGAUGCCCCGGUCCGUUGGGUCAACCAGUGGGACAACCUCCAGGACGGCGGUACCCACGGAAGCGUGGAGAGGGGCUACGGCGGAGAUUCCAUCUUCUGGUGGGAUGGCACGGCCCGCGAGGAUCUUACCCGUGCCGGCCAAUACGCUCGUCUCCUAGCCUCCAUCGGCUUGAACGCCGUGGUUGCCAACAACGUCAACGCCAACGAAAAGGUCCUCAACGAGACAAACAUUGAGGGCCUGGCGCGCAUCGCCGAAGCUUUCCGCCCCUACGGCAUCAAGCUCGGUACCUUUGAUCCGCUCGACGAGUCCGUGGUCGGCUGGUGGCACGACAUCACCGACACCCUGUACGGGCAGAUCCCCGACUUGGCCGGUUUCUUGGUCAAGGCCAACUCCGAGGGCCAGCCCGGUCCCAUGACGUACAACAGGACUCUGGCCGAGGGCGCCAACCUCUUCGCCCGUGCCCUCCAGCCGCACGGCGGCAUCCUCAUGUUCCGCGCCUUUGUGUACGACCACCAGAGCUUGAACCAAACCCUUAACUGGAAGGCCGACCGCGCCAACGCCGCUGUCGAAUUCUUUGACGGACUUGAUACCGAAUUCGAGGACAACGUCAUCAUCCAGAUCAAGUAUGGUCCUAUCGACUUCCAGGUGCGCGAGCCCGUCUCUCCCCUCUUUGCCCAUCUGCAGGAGACGGGUAGCGCGAUUGAGCUUCAGAUCACGCAGGAGUACCUCGGCCAGCAGGCUCACUUGGUGUACCUCGCCCCCAUGUGGAAGGAGAUCCUCGACUUUGACCUGAGGGUCGACGGCGAGGACUCUGUUGUCUCCGACAUCGUCGCCGGAAAGCGCUUCAACAACAAGCUCGGUGGUUACGCCGGUGUCGUCAACGUCGGCCACAACACGACUUGGCUCGGCAGCCACUUGGCCAUGUCCAACCUGUACGCCUACGGCAGGCUUGCCUGGGACCCGUCCGCCGGUUCCGAAGAGAUGCUCGAGGAGUGGAUCAAAAUGACCUUUAGCCACGACCAGGAAGUCAUCGAUGUCAUCUCCGCGCUGUCCAUGGAGUCGUGGCCCGCCUACGAGAACUACUCGGGUAACCUGGGUAUCCAGACCCUGACUGACAUCCUGCUCGGCCACUACGGCCCUAACCCCGGCUCCCAGGACGGCAACCCCUGGGGCCAGUGGACGCGUGCCGACGCGGACACCCUUGGUAUGGACCGUACCGUGUGGAACGGAACCGGAUUUGCCGGCCAGUACCCCGAGGAGAUUUACCAAAUGUACGAGGACAUCGAGACGACUCCCGACAACCUCUUGCUCUGGUUCCACCACGUCCCUUACACCCACGUUCUCAAGAGCGGCAAGACGGUCAUCCAGCACUUUUACGAUGCCCACUACGAAGGAAGCGCCACCGCGCAGACCUUUGUGCCCCGCUGGGAAAGCCUCAAGGACAAGAUCGACAAGGAGCGCUACGAGCACGUCCUCUUCCGCCUCGUCUACCAGGCCGGACACUCCCUCGUCUGGCGCGACUCGGUCAAUAACUUCUACUUCAACAAGUCGGGUAUCCCCGAUGAGGCCGGUCGUGUGGGCAACUACGAGUACCGCAUCGAGGCCGAGGAUAUGGAACUUGAGGGAUACCGCUCUUACAUUGUCGGCCCGUACGAGGCUGGAAGCGGUGGCCACUGCAUCGUCACGUCGGACAACUCUACCCAGGGUAUCGCCUCCACCGUCCUUACCGUGGAGACGGGAACGUACAACGUCGCCGUCAACUACUAUGACCAGGCCAUCGGUAACUCUACCUGGUCGCUCUACCUGGAUGACGACUUGGUGGGCCAAUGGAAUGGAGAUCUCGAGUACGAGCUUGGGCGCGCACCGUCUCCUACAUUGACGGUCAUACCGCCGCCCGUAUCACCUUCCACGAGAACGACGCCACCCUCAUCCGCGGUUCGAGAAUUCUCCAACCAGCCCGUCCCCGCCCGUGCUAUGCAUCUCGGGUAA
Messenger RNA from Parascedosporium putredinis, 2457 nucleotides. Lineage: Eukaryota; Fungi; Ascomycota; Sordariomycetes; Microascales; Microascaceae. The record is from the annotation of a GenBank genome assembly.